CUAUUUUUCGGUUUUUGUUCGACUUAACUAAAAUAUUAUAUUUUGUUAAGAUCAGUCAUUGAGUUGUGCUUUCAACAAUGAGACGUAUCUUAGCAGGAAUUUUGCUUCUGGUUGGGUCGACAUGGGCCGUUGGAGACCCUACUUAUAGUCAAGGAUAUCCAUCUGGAGGACGAAGUCGAGAAGCUUCUGGCUGUAAUCAAGGAAAUCACCAACAAGUUGGACUGGUCAGUGGAAGUAAUACCGGAGGACCAUUCAAAACCAAAAAUUAUCAAGGUUACCAACAAGGUGGACUAAUAAGCGGAAGUAAUACUGGAGGCCCGUUCCGUGGAUCAAGUAUUGAAGGCUCAGUCGUAAAUGAAGUUUAUGGAGGAUUUAUAUCUGGGGGUCAAAGUGGAGGACCUUUUGGUUGGAACCAAGGAAAUUACCAACAAGGUGGACUCAUCAGCGGAAGCAAUACUGGAGGACCAUUCAACAAAAAAAAUUAUGAAGGUUACCAACAAGGUGGACUAAUAAGCGGAAGUAAUAAUGGAGGUCCGUUCCGUGGAUCAAGUAUUGAAGGUCCUGUCGUAACUGGAGCUACCGAAGGACUUAUAUCUGGAGGACAAAGUGGAGGACCUUUUGGUUGCAACCAAGGAAAUUACCAACAAGGUGGAUUAAUCAGCGGAAGUAAUACUGGAGGACCAUUCAACAACCAACAUUAUCAAAAAGAAGAGUACUGAAUAUUAAAAGUAGUUGGACAGUUUGGUACAUCUAGUUCAUGAUGGAUUAGUCCACUGGAUUAAAUGCUAAAUACUAAUGCUUAAGGGGGUGGGUUAUGUGGAGGUCAAAGUGGUAACCCAUUAAACCCAGUAGGGUCCGAACAGUACUAAUAUCUAAUAGAGACACAAUUAGAUUUAAUAAAUAAAUUCAAAAGAUAAUUUACUUAGGCUCACCUAGAAAUUCUAGGCUAAAACACAUACAUAUCUGAAAAGCUUACUUUUCACAUUAGGAGGUCUCUAUUAAAGUGCACAAAAAAAAGCUUAACAUA
Messenger RNA from Drosophila ananassae, 1027 nucleotides. RefSeq lists its product as uncharacterized. The coding region runs from base 78 to 719 and encodes 213 amino acids. Lineage: Eukaryota; Metazoa; Arthropoda; Insecta; Diptera; Drosophilidae. The record is from RefSeq and is a predicted model, not a curated record. The transcript is spliced from 2 exons.